Molecule: messenger RNA, 2450 nt
Organism: Lutzomyia longipalpis
Lineage: Eukaryota; Metazoa; Arthropoda; Insecta; Diptera; Psychodidae
Product: sorting nexin-14-like
Exons: 5
Coding region: 120-1886 (588 amino acids)
Biological process (GO): autophagosome maturation
Cellular component (GO): late endosome
Molecular function (GO): phosphatidylinositol binding
Source: RefSeq, a predicted model, not a curated record
UGAAACGUGGUCAAAACAUGAAGAGAAUGUCACCGUGAAGUUCAAAAUAAAGUGCAAAAUUGUGUUGUUUUCCCCCAAAGAAGUUCCCUUUUUAGCGGCAUUUCAGAUGAUUUAGCACUAUGUCCAUUCUCUACUUGACCCGCCUGGUGGUAAACUUCUGGCUAGACAGCGUCACGUGCCUCGUGAGCAUCGGGGUGGUUCUCUUUACGGCCGUCUGCGUCACAGUCAGUCUCACCUUGGGCCUCUUUAUUAUUGUCCUCUACAUCUGUGGCGCCAUCGCCGGAGCAGUAUUACUAAGCAAUAGAGCCUCCGUUGCCAAAUAUAUCGAAUUCCUUGGCUUCCGGAAUUAUGUCACCAAAGAGACUCCUGAGUGUGAACUGUGCGGUGGACGACGAUGUGAACGUCAUAGAGCACACCAGUGGCGCCCACGGGAACCCUGGCGGGGAUGGAGUGUGGAUGAACAGCUUGAUAAGGCUGUGGAUCGCUUCUACACGCGUAUCCUCACAAGCUUCGUUGAGAGUUGGUUCUCCCUCGUGUCACGCAAUGAGAAUUUCGUGCAGUUGCUGAAGGAGAACCUCCGCGAGGCAACGUGUCGGCUUAUCCUGAAAAUCCGCCAAAUUGACGCACCUGUCCUCAUCACAGACAAACUCCUACCGUGUGCAUUCGCCCACCACGAAACGGUGGCUAAAAUGCUAGCUGAUGGCGUGCCUGUGGACAAGCUGUCGGCAACAUUUGUACACCAGGAACUCACCGUACAUCCAGCCACCCUCAAUCGGCGUGCUGAACUCGAAUACCUCCGUGGUGUGGCACGAUGCCUCAUGCCACGCCUCAUUAACACAGAUCAGCUGGAUAGCAAAGUUCUCGGGACGCUUCUGCGUGAGCUGCUAACGUGUUGGGUCUUCCUGCCACUCCUGGAUGCCAUUUCCGAUCCCAAUCUCAUCAAUCUCCUCAUCAUUGUGGCCACAAAUCCACGACACAGCCCCAUCAACUUCCGCGAUAGCCAACGUGUUACAUUCCUCGAAGCUUUUGCACGACGACGUGAUACCCCAUCACCACCCCCUACGACGUGGUCAUCGUGCGAUGACCUUCUGGGUGAUCAAACAAAGCUCUACUCCUUCAUGCAAUUCCUCAAGCGCGAGGGGGCCGUGGAUGUAUUGCGUUUUCACCUGGACGUUGACAAUCUCAACAGGGAAUUGCUGGAUCCGCGUGUUACGACGGAUCCGGAAAAAGUUUCAGCACUGCAGCAACAAUCGGAGAAGUUGCUCACCACCUAUCAGACGCAGAUGCAGAAGGAAUUUGGGGGGUGUAGUGCAAAAACCCUCACGGAGGCACACGAAGCUGUGAAGGCGAGCCUUCAGGGGCACUGGCGAAGAGCCUUCCGGCGGACACCAGAGUACUUCCGGCUUGUCUACGGCGACAAGGACGUUCAUGCCCUUGAGAUGAGUCAUGGCCACGAUCAUGGAAACUCCACGGUUUCCAGACUAUCCAAACUCAAGGGGGUCAUUCGGGGAGCAGUGGAUGGGGCUCCGCUAGAGGCUACGGAAAUUCCCACCGUAUGGGAUGCGUUUAGUGAAACACAGGCUGCUGCACCAAAUCCUACCAUCUACAGUUCCAUGACGCAGAAAUUGCGAAAGGAACGCGGACAGAAUUUGGACAAUUUCAUGGUGAGCUUCAUGCAGUCCAUUGAACAGACCACGGAUGUGGGGGAGGAUGUGAUUGAGUUGCGGGAAGAGAAUGAACGGCAGCAACGUCCCAAUCCUCCGGGACGGAAUCUCAUCUACGGGGAUUUAUUUGCCGUACACAAAAAUGCCCAUCUACUGCACAAUUCUUCCCUGGCGCUGCCUUACACCAUCAAGGGACCAUCGCAGUGUCUCGUGUACAUUUGAGUUUGUGUUGAAAAAUCUGAAAUUUUUGUGGCCGGUUUUUUAGUGACUCGAAUUCUUGUUGUACCAACUGUGAUAGUUAAAUUCAUUCUGGCCCUAAUACGUCUCUCACGCACCACGGUGGAUUCCCUAAUUUGCCGUGGCUUGGCCAAACUGCUCCAGGUGGGUUUGCACGAGCCACGUCUUGCAUUCCUCCUCACCCUGCUGGAAGAGCAAAUUUUCGAUGAGAAGCACACCCAAGUGGGUGAAAUGGAGCUCCAGCAGCGCCGUGACUUGGCUAGAAUGCGAAUUGUACGCGUAGCACGGCAACUGGGUAGUGUUGUGGACACCCUGCAGUCCCCUGCACUCAAUAAGCACCUCAUCUACUGUCUCUUUGACACAAUUCUCGCGGAAAUGUUCCCCGAAAUGGAUCAUUCUGCACGUGAAUAGGACAAUUUGUUUAGCUUUGGUUGUUAUUUAUUUUAUAAAAAAAAAAUCAUAAAAAAUAAAAUCAUUUGUACAGUUCGUUUUUUGUCAAAAAAAAAAUAAUAUUAGGUGAAAUUUAUUAAAGAAAGGGACUCAAUGAAA